UGGUUUAGUUUUGUAUUAACAAGAAACUUUUGUAUAAUUAAUAAUUAUUAUAACUUUUCUGUGACUGUGAUUUUAUUUUAUAAACCAUUAAAACAUUUAAUUAUAAAUUAAAAUAAAUUUAAUUGAGCCAUGAGUGGUAAAAAUAAAAAGGAUGGGAAUAUUCUCUCAUUCUUAAAUAAAACAAGUAAGAAGAACGAUGAUAUUCUUUACUCUAAUGACACUGAUAUUUCAAAUUCAAUACCCAUGGGAACAUCAGAAACUUCUACAAUUUUGAACCAAAUCUCAUCUGAAGUAAUGAUAUCAGAAACAAAAAAUAUUAUUAAUGAUCUAGGCACAAGAAUUUCGGGUCCAAAACAGCCAAAUUUACAAGCAUUUCCGUUAAGUACAUUUAAAAAACAAAACAGAGCGUUUUCAUCAAUUUAUUAUAACAAGUAUAAUUGGAAUGAAUAUAGUGUGAAACCAAAUGCUGUUUUUUGUUUUAACUGUCGACAUUUUUCUACUAACACCCUUGAUGAAAAAUUUGAUAAUAUAAAUGGUGUGCAAAACUGGAAAAAGAUAAAUGAUAAAUUUUCCAAACAUGAAAAGUCAAUAUCACAUUUAACAAGUACUACAAAAUUGAAUGCUUAUAAAAUGACAUUACAAAGUGAAAAUGUUCAUACACAAAUUUCAACAGUUCAUAGAAUACAAAUUAUAAUAUUAUCAUUAUUACAUAUAAAAAGGGAUAUCAUUAUUGAUAGUGAAAAAGUUCUUAAUAUUUUUUCGCUAAAAGAUAGAAUGUUAUCCUUAAGCUAA
Rhopalosiphum maidis (corn leaf aphid) is the source of this 792-nucleotide messenger RNA. Its product is annotated as zinc finger MYM-type protein 5-like. The record is from RefSeq and is a predicted model, not a curated record. The transcript is spliced from 3 exons. NCBI's taxonomy places the organism in Eukaryota, Metazoa, Arthropoda, Insecta, Hemiptera, Aphididae. Bases 130 to 792 code for a protein of 220 amino acids.